Hermetia illucens (black soldier fly) is the source of this 1315-nucleotide messenger RNA. RefSeq lists its product as uncharacterized. The record is from RefSeq and is a predicted model, not a curated record. Gene Ontology annotation, biological process: septate junction assembly. NCBI's taxonomy places the organism in Eukaryota, Metazoa, Arthropoda, Insecta, Diptera, Stratiomyidae. Gene Ontology annotation, cellular component: membrane. The transcript is spliced from 3 exons. The coding region runs from base 251 to 631 and encodes 126 amino acids.
UCCACACUACCAACAACUUUUCACGGUUCAGAGCGCAUUUUCAGUAUUCAGUCUGUAAGCGCUUUAGUAAACAAACUCAAUUCGAGGCGUUCUAACGUAUUCCAAGUGCGUGAAGAUAGAGGAUCGCGAUCCGGGCUAGAAGAUAUAUAUCCCAACAAGUGUUUUGUGAGGAAGUAGUUUACAGUUUGGUGGAAAUCCAGUUUAAAUAUUCGUCCCUGUUACUAAAGAAUAUCCGGGAAAAUCCGAUAAAAUGGCCAUUAACAAGUUAUCCAUCAUUAAGUUUUUGGAAUGGGUCUUCACCAUAGCCUGUCUUGGUCUUCAUUACCAAACAAUGAGUGAAUCGGAUCAAGUCACCAGACUUCUCACUGCCGGAACAUUUGUUGGAUUCACAAUUAUCCUUAUAGCCUUAUUCGCAGGUUACCUGAUGAAUACUCCCAUCAACAAGAGGCUGGAUCUUUUCUUCAGUUUGAUUGGUUGCGCUCUUUUCAUUGCCUGCGGUGCUCUCAUCAUCAAGGAAUGGGAAAACGCUUGGAACAAGGACGACAAAAGAAUGGCCAUGGCCAAGGGAUCAAUAUCCAUCAUCAACGGAGUUGUCUUCUUCAUUGAUGUUGUUCUUACAUUUAGAGAUUAAGUCGUUUAUCUCGAAUUUACACUGUAAUUCUACUUUUACAAUACUUUAGAUUGUUAGAUUUCCAACGCUUGAACCAAUUUUGAAUCUUAUUUUACAAAAUGAAUUAGUCAACGAAGAUCCUAAUUUUCUUUUUGUUUCCUUUUUUUUCGCUUUUUAAAACAUCACAUUCUACAAAAAUGGACUAUUUUGACACUGUCAUGAAUUUUUUUAUACAAUAUCUUAACGAAACAAAGACUUCCUUCAAAGAAAUGCCUUAAGAUGCAGAUGGCAACCAACUCGUACAAAAACUAAAGAACUGUUACUGAUAAUGUUCAUUUAGGUAAUCCGGGUAAGCCAUAAGAAAAUGUUUUAAUUGAAUUGCAUACACGUUUGUAGGACACACAACAAUGAGGAAUUUAUUUAAGUAACUUCUCAGAAGAUUAAAGUAUCUUUGCAUAGAUAUUCUUUAAGAAAAAGAAAAUUUAGAAUCUUUUACUCGGAGAUUUUUCUAUAUAUACAUAUUUCUUAACUGUAUUUUUUUAUAUUUUUUUUACACAAAUAUUCACAGAGAUAAGGUUGAAACUACGUAAUAUGGACGUUCUAUUUUGACAAGAAGAAACAGAGUUAUGACGUGAAUUCAUAAAUGUAUUUAUUGUACUAUAUUAUAUGGAGUUUAAUAUAAGAAUAAAUGUGGAAUCUAAAAAA